Molecule: messenger RNA, 1740 nt
Organism: Physella acuta
Lineage: Eukaryota; Metazoa; Mollusca; Gastropoda; Physidae
Product: BET1-like protein
Source: RefSeq, a predicted model, not a curated record
UUCGGCGAUUGUUUUCUGACGGGUUGUUAUUAAAUAGAUCGUGUUUAUUUCCAAUCCACCUUUAAGUCACAACCUGCCAACACAAACAUUGACAACAUGGCAGACUGGCGAAACAAGCCUAGAAAUGGUGCCCCUCUCAGCUCUGAGGAAAUGUUGGACAGUGAAAACCAGCGCAGGGUGUCUGGUCUGGCUGACAAGGUCUCCUUACUAAGGGGGAUUGCGCUGGACAUUGAAGCCGAAUCCAAAGAUUCUAACCGAUACAUUGACUCUAUGGCCGGAGACUUCAGCAGCUCUGAAGGGUUGUUGACUGGUAGCAUGAACAGGUUGUCUCACAUGGUUGGCUCAGGGAAAAACAACCGCAAGCUGAUGUGCUACAUUGUGCUGGGGUUGGUCCUGCUCUUUGUCAUCACCUACUACUUCAUCUCCAGAGUGCGGGGCUAGACACAGUUUCAACCUUUUCUUUGUUUGGGGCCAAUAACGCAUGUGGUAUUUUCAACUUUAAACUCCGUGCUAUAUGUGACUGCUAUGGACAAGCUUACACACAAUCAAAUUUUUACUUCUUUAAUCAAAUUGUGGUUAUUUUUUUUAUCGAAGUUGAAAAAACUAAUUAGAUGUAAAUAAAACAAGCUGUAGUGUAUAAUUGAUCAGAACAAAUGAAAAAGUGUAGCUUGUACACUUAGGUUUUGAUACUCCACACACCUCUAGGAUCAUUUAAUAUCAUGAUUCUCUCCCCUUGUAAAUAGUUGGAUGUGAAUAGAAUCCAUCUUGUUUUAUAAUGUUUAUAUUUGAUUGCUAUUUAUUAUGGGCCAAAAAUGGUCUCUGCUGGCAAUUUGAUUUUUAAAAAUGUCAAAGUUGACAAUGGGGGGGAGGGUGUAUAUAGUCUAUAGAGUUAAAACUUGUAGAGUUGAUGGGCCAUGGUGCAGCAGAUAAUCUGCUCUAGUGAGGUGAGCCCAGCAUAUGAAGAGACUGGUGAUGCCCAGCUGCUUCAAGUCAGGCAACUCUGGUGGCAAGUGACAUCCACAAGAUGGGAACAGUUACUGAGUUAGCAGCCUUGUGCUGAGCUAUACAAUCUCUGAUGUGUAGUGUUGGGGGGGGGGGGGGUUGAUAUCUUUUAUGUGAGAUGUUUCAUGGCCUUGUGUCACCAUGAAUUAUUGAAUGUGUGAGAUGUUUCAUGGCCUUGUGUCACCAUGAAUUAUUGAAUGUGUGAGAUGUUUCAUGGCCUUGUGUCACCAUGAAUUAUUGAAUGUGUGAGAUGUUUCAUGGCCUUGUGUCACCAUGAAUUAUUGAAUGUGUGAGAUGUUUCAUGGCCUUGUGUCACCAUGAAUUAUUGAAUGUGUGAGAUGUUUCAUGGCCUUGUGUCACCAUGAAUUAUUGAAUGUGUGAGAUGUUUCAUGGCCUUGUGUCACCAUGAAUUAUUGAAUGUGUGAGAUGUUUCAUGGCCUUGUGUCACCAUGAAUUAUUGAAUGUGUGAGAUGUUUCAUGGCAUUGUGUCACCAUGAAUUAUUGAAUGUGUGAGAUGUUUCAUGGCCUUGUGUCACCAUGAAUUAUUGAAUGUGUGAGAUGUUUCAUGGCCUUGUGUCACCAUGAAUUAUUGAAUGUGUGAGAUGUUUCAUGGCAUUGUGUCACCAUGAAUUAUUGAAUGUUUAAAUUUUAUCACAAAUGAAAAAAAAAUGUUUGAAAAGUUGUAAAACUUGUUAUUUGCUUGAUUUCAUAUCAGUAAAAUUAUGUUUUUAUUUGAGA